Molecule: messenger RNA, 3078 nt
Organism: Dryobates pubescens (Downy woodpecker)
Lineage: Eukaryota; Metazoa; Chordata; Aves; Piciformes; Picidae
Gene: ETNK1
Product: ethanolamine kinase 1
Exons: 8
Coding region: 137-1228 (363 amino acids)
Biological process (GO): phosphatidylethanolamine biosynthetic process
Cellular component (GO): cytoplasm
Molecular function (GO): ethanolamine kinase activity
Source: RefSeq, a predicted model, not a curated record
GGAGGUGGAGCCGCUUUAUCGAGAGCCUGACUGGAAAUUUCCCCCUCAGUUGCCGGCUCCGCCGCGGAGGAGACACUAGGGAGAAGUCACUCGUCCUUGUCACUUCGUGCUCUGUCCCGUCUGACCGACUGUCGUCAUGGCCAACUACAUCCACGUCCCGCCCGGUUCCCCAGAGGUGCCCAAGCUGGACAUCACCGUCAGCGAGCGGGAGGGGCCCGGCUACCGCCAGGGCGCCCUGCAGCUCCUGCGCCGCCUGCGGCCCCACUGGAGACCCGAGGAGGUGACGCUGCAGCUGUUCACAGAUGGAAUCACCAAUAAAUUAAUUGGCUGCUAUGUGGGUGAGAUAACAGACGACGUUGUUCUAGUUAGGAUCUAUGGAAAUAAGACAGAGCUCCUAGUAGAUCGAGAUGAGGAAGUGAAGAGUUUCCGUGUGUUGCAGGCCCAUGGCUGUGCACCUCAACUAUACUGUACUUUCAAUAAUGGCCUGUGCUAUGAGUUCAUGCAAGGAGAGGCACUGGAUCCAGAGCAUGUAUGCAAUCCAGAUAUUUUCAGACUCAUUGCCAGACAGCUUGCUAAAAUCCAUACUAUUCAUGCACACAAUGGGUGGAUUCCUAAAUCUAACCUGUGGCUGAAGAUGGGGAAAUACUUCUCUCUCAUUCCCACAGAAUUUGCAGAUGAGGAAGUAAAUAAAAGGUUUUUAAGUGACAUUCCAAGUCCUCAAGUUCUUCAGGAAGAGAUGACUUGGAUGAAGGAGAGACUGUCAAAUUUAGGAUCACCAGUGGUACUCUGUCACAAUGACCUGUUGUGUAAGAAUAUUAUUUACAACAAGAAACGAGGUGAUGUGCAGUUCAUAGACUAUGAAUACUCUGGAUACAACUACUUGGCUUAUGACAUUGGAAAUCACUUCAAUGAGUUUGCAGGAGUAAAUGAGGUAGACUACAGCCUUUACCCUAACAGAAAAUUACAGGAACAAUGGCUGAGAUCUUACCUUGAGGCCUACAAAGAAUACAAAGGAUUUGGCACAGAAGUCAGUGAAAAAGAAGUUGAAGUACUGUAUGUCCAAGUCAAUCAGUUUGCACUGGCUUCCCACUUCUUUUGGGGAUUGUGGGCUCUAAUUCAAGCCAAAUAUUCCACCAUUGACUUCGAUUUUCUAGGGUAUGCAAUUGUUCGGUUUAACCAGUAUUUCAAAAUGAAGCUGGAGGUCAUGACAUUGACUCUUCCUGAGUAAUGAGGAGGAAGAAACUUACCAAGUGGAUAGACAACCCCUGAAUCCUGAAUCUUUUCUGAGAACAGAUACUGGAAAAAAAAAAACCUAAACAUUUGCUGAAGUUCUGUAAUGCUCACUUGGUGGUUCUUGCUUUAUAAAUAAUGCCUCUAAACAGUCCUUCAAUGUUAAAUUUAAUAUGAAGAACAUACGUACUGCUGUUGAUAUCAGAUGGAUUAGAAACUUGCUAAAUCUAUGAGAAGUUGUAGAAAAGGCAAUUUAAUCCUUCUUUGUAAUUUAACAUAUGCUGUAUGUGAAUUAUUUAUUCUAAGUUUAACAUGGUAACAUGAUUCCAUUGCUGCUUCCAUCAGUUUCUGUAAAAGUUUGGUGCAGUUCCAAAGGAUUUGUUGAACAGCUUAUUUUAUUGAAGUUGCAUUAACUUAAAUUAAAGAAAACAUGGUCAGAGAAUAUUAACCUGUUAGAUGUACACAAGCAAAAAGAAGUGAUGAGAGACUCGUCAGAUCACCAGUGUGGUGUAACUAGGGAGAAAGGUUAGGACCAUCUUUCUUUUUGUUUUCAACAAGAAAAUGGUAGCUUUCUGUCUGAUGGCAUUUUUUCUUUUGUAACAGUCAACUGGCUUUCUGAAAUGAUAAAUAAUAUUUUGAGUUUUUCCUUCUUGAUGUGUUAAAACUGUAGAAACUUAAAGGUUCUGUGACCAUCAGAUUCUCUGAGGAUAUGAACUAUCCUGGUGUUAGAUGGACAACACACAAUCUCUUAAUUCCUGUGGGAAAGCUGCUUGUUCAUUAAGUGUACUUGUAAGGCAAAAACCCCCAUUAUUCCAAAUUCUAGUCUUUUUUUUGAAGACUGAUUCUAAAUUCAAACACUUUUCUGGUGUCUAUUUGAUGUGCUUCAGCAGUAUCUAGCAGAGUGGACUAUUGAACUGAAGAGGAGUGAACAGGUCCUGUUGCACUGGGGAGCAAGACGCUUAGGUUUACAGUUCAUCUAUCGUUGACAUCUCUCUGCUUUGUCAUCUUCUAACCUUGGGUUCUGGUCUUUAAUGCUUGGUCCUGUAGCUGAAAAUUGUCUUACCUUUUUUUUUCCUGUUGCAGCAAAUGACUUUUCAAAGUCUCUAGUUCGAAGGAUGAUAUGGAAAUGUACCUGACUUGAACGAUGGGGCUUUGAUCAUCACACCCAUUUUCUUAUUUCUUAAAGCUAUUAUACCAAGAAUGGUCUGGAGUAACAAAAUGUGAAUUUGAAAAGGAAAUGUUUACUUAAAACAAUGUAUAAGUUUGCAUGGAAAAGAGGCUUUACAUUUGAAAGGGGGUGGCGGGGGGUGGGAGGGGAAGAAAUCCACAACAGAAAGAAAAACAAACCAGUGUGGGGUUGGUUAAGCAUAUAUCCAACUCUGAUUAAACUCUGAGAAACUUUGCACUUUGGUCACAUAAGUGCCCACAUGUACAAAGUCUGUGUGUGUGCAUAUACACGGCAAACACAAACUUAGCUGAAGAGUAAAUAUUAGGGGGAGUCUGUUGUACAGACUCCAGCAAAGAUAUUUAUUCAGAAUUGCUUUAUGGUACACCAUGCACAGAGAUGUGUGUGUGCUUUACUACAAUAGCUUGGAUCAAUUCAGGACAAAGACAAUUUAUGUGAAUGAAAAAAAUGUCACCUGUAAAGACCAUUUUGAAUGGCAUUCUGUUCUUUUACAAAAGCAAGGUUUGCAAUUCCUUUUCUUUUCUCUUUUAUAUUCAUCUCUGGAGGUUUCUGGCUUUUUGGUUUCCUUCAGUCAAAACCUUAAUGCAAAUAGAAGAACUGGGAUUUUUAUUUUAAUUUUUUUUUUUUUUUUCUUUUUUCACUUCAGAUAAAUAAUGAUGUUU